Molecule: messenger RNA, 3806 nt
Organism: Drosophila miranda
Lineage: Eukaryota; Metazoa; Arthropoda; Insecta; Diptera; Drosophilidae
Gene: ath
Product: ATP-dependent RNA helicase DHX33
Exons: 4
Coding region: 169-2250 (693 amino acids)
Biological process (GO): positive regulation of transcription by RNA polymerase I
Cellular component (GO): intracellular anatomical structure; nucleolus
Molecular function (GO): RNA binding; ATP binding
Source: RefSeq, a predicted model, not a curated record
UUUUUACAUCACUAAUAGCAUGCUUUGACAAUAUACAAAAACAAAUUUUCUAUUAAUAACAAACGUGGAGUGCUCUUUUAUUAAGUCAAUUCUGAAAUUUAUAAUUCGCACGGUAUAAGUGAACUGCGUAAUCGUAUAUUAUCGUUAGCUGCAUCGGAAAAUUUGAAAAUGGAUUCAAAAUACUUGCUGACCAAAAACUCUGAGAUCGGGUUUAAUUCGACGAAUUUUGCAACUAAGCGCAAAGCUGAAACAGUCAAAUUGGAUAUGCACGGUAAAAAUAAAUUUAAUUACACUCGUUCAACGUCUCGAAAUAUACCACCAGCUUCACCGGCUAUUAAAAGAAAUUGCAUUGGACAAAAAAGUAAAUCGCUACCAGUGUUCAACUGCCGGCAAAGAAUAUUAAAGGAGAUAGAAAUGAACGACACUGUGUUAAUAAUGAGUGAAACAGGAUCAGGAAAAACAACACAAAUUCCGCAGUUUCUUCUACAUGCAGGGUAUGCCAAGAGUUCCAUGAUCUGUAUUACUCAGCCUCGUCGAGUAGCAGCAAUAACAGUUGCAAGACGUGUUGCGCAGGAGCUGUCAAGCAGUAUUGGCGAUAUUGUAGGAUAUACAGUUCGAUUCGAGGAUGUUACCACAAAGAAUACAAAAAUUCGUUAUCUGACAGAUGGUGUAUUGUUACGAGAGUCUAUAGAAGACCGCCUUUUGCUUAAAUAUUCUGUGAUUAUUCUGGAUGAAGCUCAUGAAAGAACUGUAAAUGCCGACUUACUAUUUGGAAUAGUAAAAGAAGCUCAGAAAGAAAGAAGUAGAAAAAAUAUACCCAAUUUAAAAGUGGUGAUUACUUCAGCGACGAUGGAUAUUGAUCAUUUCGGAAAAUAUUUCAAGUGUAAGGGAUUGUAUUUGGAAGGAAGGACGCACCCCGUCCGUGUGAUGCAUACCAAGGAGCCACAUGAUGACUAUGUCCACGCGAUACUGGUUACGCUGUUUCAUAUUCAUCGCACUGAACCAAUCAACCAUGACGUUUUAAUCUUCUUAACUGGGCAAGACGAAAUUGAAUCAUUAGCUCAGCAAAUUCGAAAGCUUGAAAAGAUAAAUACAAAUGGACCCACUAAUAUUCGUGUUUAUACACUGUACGCGCAAUUAUCACACAGCAUGCAGCUGGAAUGCUUUUUACCGGGUCCGUCAAAUAUGCGGAAAGUUGUUUUGGCUACAAAUAUAGCUGAAACGUCGAUUACCAUACCUGGUAUACGCUGCGUCAUCGAUUGUGGAUUUGUAAAAGAAAAAUUGUUUAAUUCCGUUGACGGAAUUGAUAUUUUAAAAGCAGUUCGAAUAUCACGGGCACAAGCAUGGCAACGGACUGGACGGGCAGGUCGUGAUGCACCUGGAGUGUGUUACCGGGCAUAUACAAAAAGUGAAAUGGACUCUUUUCUGAGCUCGACUCAGCCGGAAAUUCUUAGAGCAAACCCAACAUCAACAGUGCUGCAGCUUUUGGCUAUGGACAUAGAUUGCAAUAAUUUUGAUUUCUUAGACGCUCCACUAGAAGAAGCCCUGAUAAGUGCAUAUAGAAGUUUGGAUGGUCUUGGGGCUAUCGAAUAUGGACCUAUAUCACACAUUACUCCUUUAGGUCGUUUAAUGUCCCAGUAUCCAUUAGAUCCCAAAUAUUCAAAAUUAUUAACAUCAGCUUCAAAGUUCGGCUGUAUGGAGGAAAUAUUACGUCUGGUUUCUGUCCUUUCCAGUGAUAAUAUUUUUGUUUCAAGCAACGAUAAAAACGAAUUGGCCACACUUGCACAUGCCAAAUUUCACUCUAAGCAUGGAGAUCAUUUAACGCUGCUAAAUGUUUAUAAUUUAUUUAUAAAGGCAGAAAAGCCGAAGGUGUGGUGUCACGACAAUUUUUUAAAUUAUCGCUGCCUAAUAUACGCCCGUAACGUUUGUCGCCAAUUGUCAGAAAUAAGCCUGCGAUUGGGCCUGACUAUAAACAGCUCCGAAAACAUUGAAUCGUUUAAAAAAUGUCUUUUGAGUGGAUUUUUCGAGAAUGUUGCUAUAUUGCAAAAGGACGGUUCUUAUUUGACUUGUUCCGGACAUCUUAAGGCUAAAAUGCAUCCUUCAAGUGUCUUUCACCUAAAGUACAAACCAAAAUGUAUAUUGUUUACUCAAAUGGUUCAGACGGAUAGUAACUUUCUUCGGCAAGUCACAGAUGUCUUUAUAGACUGGGCUAAAGAAGUGGUACCUUGUCUUAAAAAUGGUCUAAAAUAAAAUACAAAAUUGAUACAUUUUUUUCCUAGUCGAGAAAAUAUUCUGUUAAUGGUCAAUUAUUCUGAAGUAAUUAUUAUUUUGUUGUUGUUGUUCAAUAUGUUAAUAAAAAGAAGGGACUGAAGGAAGGAAGCUAAAACCGUUCGGUACACGCCAGCGACGUCAAUAUUGAAUAAUUCAACGUCUGCGUAAAAGAUGUGUUAGCUAAAAUAUAGAGUCUCGUGGUUCAUGAAUAAGGAUACAAGAACGGAUUAUCUUUAUUGAUCUUAAAUUUACAGUCACGUAAUAUCCUGAAUCGAGGUCGUGGAUCUUAUUUCUCGGUCGUCUAUGGGGCCGCACGGGCCUGAUUUCGCUCGCACAUUUUCCAGUAUUCUCGUACUUGUUUACUAAUGUCCUAUGACGAGUCUAUCUAUAAACUGUCUUCUAAAUUUUCAACGCCUUUCUCACUUCGAGCUACCGGCCAGGGGUCCGCCAGUUGGCCUUGUAUCACUGCGUUUUGUUCAUCUAGUGUUUGUUCCUCUGGCGCCACUAUGUUCCAAGUAGAUACGAUCAAUUUUUAUGAUUCAUUUUUAUACGUCAAUAGAAUUUUUCCCGACACGUUAAUUUCAUAGAGGACAGAAGACCGAGCAAUGACCGGUAGUUCUGUCGAAAAUCACCAGACAAAGCCGAUAUCAGCAGAUUCCUUUUUUUGUGCUGCUCCGCUGCUCUUUGCAGCGCGCUGCGUCGACCUCCAUUCCUAAGUAGUGCAAAAGACGCUAUCGCUGCAGGUCCAUACUUCAUGUGUAGUUCCUCUCGAGUUUUUUCACAAAAAUGUGUGUUUUAAACUAUUAACAAGCUUCAAAGUCGUGCCAGUCCCGGUACUCAGUUUGUCUAUGUAUAUGCAAUGCUAUGAGCUGUAUCGUCAGAAGAUGAGAAAGAGCAAAUGAAAGCGCGCGCCAAGACAGUCAGACAGUCAGUCUUAAUUCUUAAUCUAAUCAAGAAUAUAUGGACUUUAUGUCGUCGGAAACGUUUCUUCUGGCUGUUUAUCAUAUUUUUAAUAACGAUCUGAAAAUUCCAACUACUAGGCCUGCAACCUAAUUUUUUCUCUGUGCUGAGUAAAAAAAACCCCUGUCGCAUAGUGUUAUCUUCAUAAAUGAAAAAGAUUUCUCACAACAAAAUCUUUUUGUAAGGAAUGUUCAUAUAGUACACAUAUAAUAUUGUACACUCUUCAUGGAUAUACAAAUCGAAAAUAUUAAUUCAUAAAAUAGGUAUAUAGGACCAAAACAACUUCGGAUGAUUAUUUUCGCUCCACCUAUAUGUAUAAUAAUAACUAUAUAAUAGUCUUAAAUCUUAAAACAUUGAAAUGGUCAGGUAAAUAUUUAUAUAUAUUGUAUUUAUAUAACAGAUCCUUCUUUGCCAAAAUAAGUAAAACAAUAUUAAAAAGAUACAAGUAGGAUUUUAAGUAAAAACUUUCACAUUGGCUCAGAAAUCGUAUUGAAUUCUCGGUUUGAUUUCGGAAAAAUUUCAGUUUCUUCAUCGGAAUGGUCAAUUUUGGGUAGUUUUAUAUUCCAGGACUGAAU